Symbiodinium sp. CCMP2456 is the source of this 387-nucleotide messenger RNA. The record is from the annotation of a GenBank genome assembly. Lineage: Eukaryota; Dinophyceae; Suessiales; Symbiodiniaceae.
GAGCGCGACGUGAACGACCUCGGCGAAGUGUUGCCAACCGUGCUGCCAGACCCGGCGAAGCCCUUCGAGGCGGAUGCAUCUGAUGCCGCCUUCGGUACCAACAUUGAGGCGGCGGCAGCGACUGCCACUGCGAUCGCCACGGCAGUGAUGAUGUCGCAGAUGAUUGUGCAGGACAUCGAUGAUGCAAGCAACUUGUGUCAAGAGGCUCGCACCGUGGUCGGAUCCUUGAUCUCGCAGCUCCAGGGAGUCGCUCGAGAUCGGGAGCUGUGGAUCCACCGCUACCUCGCGCACAGGGAGCUGCUGUACUCCAACACGCUCUGCGAGCGAGCGCUGACAGAGAGGAUCGACGAAGGCACGAACUCGGCUCCGGUCGCCGCGUACGGCUGA